CUCCGAUGUCGCUCCCAUGGUACUUAUUAGUAUUUAAACCCAGUCUUCACGUUGCCUCCAUUAGUUUAGGGUUUUUGUCUGAAAUUUGAAACAAAAAAAUAAAAAAAAUGGCAAUCACCUUCUCUCUCAAUUCACUCUCUAAAAUCCCAAAACCCUCAUCUAAUCCUAAAAUAAAAAUCUUCAACCUCUUAACAACCCCAUCGAAACCUUUCCUCAAAUUCCCCCCCAUUUUUAAACCCAAUUCUCUUUCUCUCUUCACCUCCAUUACUAAGUCCCAUCCCAAUGCCAAGCCCAGAACCUCAACUAUUCGCUUCCUUUUCACCGGCAUCGUUGAAGAAAUGGGUGAGGUCAAGCACGUCGGCGUUUCCGAUGACGGAGGGUUCGACAUGAAAAUACGCGCGAAAACCGUUCUACAAGACGUUCAUAUCGGUGACAGCAUUGCCGUUAACGGCACGUGUCUAACGGUGACGGAAUUCGAUACCCAAUUGGAAGAUUUCACUGUUGGAUUGUCCCCGGAGACUUUGAGAAAGACUUCUUUGAUUGAAUUACAACCUGGCUCGUUGGUGAAUUUGGAGCGGGCUCUACAGCCCACGACCCGAAUGGGCGGGCAUUUUGUGCAGGGACACGUGGAUGGAACGGGAGAGAUUGUGGAAAUGAAGCCAGAGGGAGAUUCUUUGUGGAUUAAGGUGAAAACAGCUAAGAGUUUGUUGAAGUAUGUUGUGCCCAAAGGGUUUAUAGCUGUGGACGGUACUAGUUUGACGGUUGUGGACGUGUUUGGUGAGGAAGAUUGUUUUAAUUUUAUGCUCGUGGAGUAUACUCAGCAGAAAGUGGUUAUUCCUUUGAAGAAAGUUGGGCAAAAGGUGAACUUGGAGGUGGAUAUAUUGGGUAAGUAUGUUGAGAGGCUGCUCAGUAGUGGGUUUGUAGACUCUAUCAAGGGUCAUGACGAUUAAAAGGGGUGUAAUUGAGCCGAACCGAGUAUUGAGAAGCUCAAGCUCAGCUUGGCUGGAACAGUCGGAGCUUGAGCUUGAUAGAGCUUCAAUUGUUAUAUAGUGGGCUUGAGCUCGGUUCGAUUACGACCUAAUUGAGCUCAAGUGUGACUUGAUUAUGACCUAGUCGAGCUUGAGCUCGACUCGGUUCAACCCACAAAGCACAACAGCCAACAAAAUCAUUUCACAAACCCACAAAAUACAACAUCUAGCAAAAAAAUUUCACAAACCCACUACAACCAACAAAAUCAUUACCUAAAUGCACAAAACACAACAUCUAGCAAAUUUUUUUCACAAACCCAUUUGUGAAAAUCCUCAAAUCUUCCGGCGGUUGAAAGUCCACAAAGCAUAAACCCAAACAUGACAAACCCACAACAUCCAACAGAAAAAAUGUGUACGAGAAAAGGGGCUGGAGGCUGUGACACCGCCUGCCCAACUUGCAGUUGUUGCAGCCUCCAGCUGCUGCGGAAGAAGAGAUUGGGAAGGCGACAGUAGAUAGUGAAAAGGAAAGAGAAGGAAAAAAAAUGAUAAGAAAAGAGGAGGGAAAGUAAAAAAAAAAAUCGAGUUUGAACUGUGAAAUGUGAAUUAGGGAUUUGGAGUUUAAAUUUUUUAAUUAUUAAUUAUUAAUUUAUAUAUGUAAUAUUAUUUUAAUUAAGAUAUUAUAUAUUAUGUUGAGUUCGAGUAAGCUCACAAGUUGCUCGAGCCGAGUAUUGGGAAGCUCGACCUCAAAUUACACCCCUAUGUGUGUACAUUAUGAAGUACAUUUUUUUGUGAUAUAUGAUGAAACAAGAUUCAUGUAAUUGAUCCUAAGUCAUUUGUAAUUGGUAUCAAAUCUUUGUUGAGUUGA
Molecule: messenger RNA, 1833 nt
Organism: Pistacia vera
Lineage: Eukaryota; Viridiplantae; Streptophyta; Magnoliopsida; Sapindales; Anacardiaceae
Product: riboflavin synthase
Exons: 2
Coding region: 108-950 (280 amino acids)
Biological process (GO): riboflavin biosynthetic process
Molecular function (GO): riboflavin synthase activity
Source: RefSeq, a predicted model, not a curated record